AUGAAGCUGACACCCGAGCUCCUCGCCCAGGCCCCGUCCUCCCUCAACACGCUCAAGCAGCGGGAGCUUGACCUGAGGGGUUACAAAAUACCUGCGAUUGAAAACCUCGGUGUUACGCGGGACCAACAUGACUGUAUCGACUUGACGGACAACUCCAUUACCGCACUCGCCAACCUUCCCCUCCUCCGCAGGUUGAACGCGCUUCUACUCGCGAAUAACCAUAUAGCAUCAAUCUCGCCUUCAAUCCAUCUAUCUGUACCCCAUCUUCACACCCUUGUACUCACCAAUAAUGCCAUUGGCGAACUCGGUGAUUUAGAGCCGCUACGGUCUCUACCAAGUCUGCGCCACUUGAGUUUAAUGGGCAAUCCUGUGAGGGAGAAGAAGUGGUACCGCGAGUGGAUCGCGUGGCGGCUGCCUCACCUCCGCGUGCUGGACUUCCAAAGAAUACGCGACAAGGAGCGUAAAGCAGGCGACUCCCUCUUCAAAACAUCCGACGACCGCCUCAACGCGCUCGGCACACAACUCUCAACGACCGUCUCCUCCGCAUCAAAAUCUGCACUUUCAGCCGCAAAUGCCGACGAGCCUCGCGCUGCAGCAGGUCCAGGGAAGGCCGGGCGCCUCAUGUCAAAGGACGAAGCGGACCGCGUACGCGCUGCUAUCGCCGCCGCGACGUCUAUUGAGGAGAUUCGGAGAUUGGAGAGGCAGUUGAAAGACGGCUUCGUGCCGGGUGGCGAGCGCACGUUGCGCAGACCGGUGAAUCCCUUCGUGCGCGUUGGCUUGCGAGGCACGCUAGCUGUCAAACCGAUUGAUUACAACAAUCGAGGUCCAUGGUGA
This is a messenger RNA of Peniophora sp. CBMAI 1063, 834 nucleotides long. Lineage: Eukaryota; Fungi; Basidiomycota; Agaricomycetes; Russulales; Peniophoraceae. The record is from the annotation of a GenBank genome assembly.